This is a messenger RNA of Rhea pennata, 1251 nucleotides long. It is a transcript of the gene ELOB, whose product is annotated as elongin B. The transcript has 4 exons. Gene Ontology annotation, biological process: transcription elongation by RNA polymerase II. Lineage: Eukaryota; Metazoa; Chordata; Aves; Rheiformes; Rheidae. The record is from RefSeq and is a predicted model, not a curated record. Gene Ontology annotation, cellular component: elongin complex; VCB complex. The coding region runs from base 88 to 447 and encodes 119 amino acids. Gene Ontology annotation, molecular function: protein binding.
CGGGCCGGCCGCGGAGCAGCCUGGGAUCGUGGCGGACUCGGCGGCGGUGUCGGAGCGCGGCGGGGACCGGCGGCGGCGGCGGCGGCGAUGGACGUCUUCCUCAUGAUCCGCCGUCACAAGACGACCAUCUUCACCGACGCCAAGGAGUCGAGCACCGUCUACGAGCUCAAGCGCAUCGUCGAGGGCAUCCUCAAGCGGCCCCCCGAGGAGCAGCGGCUCUAUAAGGACGACCAGCUCCUGGACGACGCCAAGACCUUGGGCGACUGCGGCUUCACCAGCCAGACGGCCCGGCCCCAGGCGCCCGCCACCGUGGGGCUGGCCCUGCGCGCCGCCGACGAGGCCUUCGAGGCGCUGCGCAUCGACGCCUUCUCCAGCCCGCCGGAGCUGCCCGACGUCAUGAAGCCGCAGGACUCGAGCGGCGGCGCCAACGAGCAGCCGGUGCAGUGAGCGCGCGCGGGUGCAAGGCGGCGGCACACGCGUGUGCGAGGAGCACGGACCCUCCCCACCCCCCCCCCCCCAGCACACACGCAUACACACACGUGUCAGGGGUUGGGGGGCCCCGGACACCCCCCCCCCCCACCCCGGGCACACGCACACCUGUGAGCCAGGGGGCCCGGACCCCCCCCCCCCAACCCCUGACACACGCGUGUGUAAGGGAGCCUGGAUGCCCCCUGGUGCACACACACACACACGUGAGCAAGGGGGCCCAGAUACCCUAACCCCUGACACGCACAUGUGCGAGGGGGGCCUGGAUCCCCAACACUCUGACACACACAUGUGCAAGGUGGCAUGGACACCCCUCGCACACGCAUGUGUGAGGGGGCCCAGAUCCCCCCACACUCUGACACACACGUGUGCAAGGGGGCCCAGACACCCCUCUCUCCACACACACAUGUGCAAGGGGCCCUGGAUCCUCCACACUCUGACACAGGCGUGUGUGAGGCGGCCUGGAUAUCCCACCCCCUGACACACGUGUGUGCGACGCGGCACAGCCCCCCCCCCCCCGCUGGCGCACACGUGUGUGGAGCCCUAAAGCCCCAGCACACACGUGUGUGUGUGUGUGUGUGUGUGUGCACACACGCACACACACAAAGCGCCUUCUCUGUUCCCGCUCUGGCACACGCGUGUGCAAGCCGGCCCCCCCCCCCCCCGGCCCUCACCUGGCACACAUGCGUGUGCAAGCUGCCCCUACCUGGCACACGCGUGUGCGAGGCGCCUCCCGCCGCCGCCCAAUAAACUCCGCCCCCUCCA